GAAAGUUCCUAGCAGACAUUCGAAAAGAAAAACCGAGCCCUUUGAAAGAGUUCAGUUGUAGCCGACAGUAUCAAUUGGACGAAGCACUUCAGACUGAACAAAGAUGCCAUAUUCUACGUUUCCACUGCUGUGGGUCCUGGGGCUCCUCGCGCUCUCCUCCGCGUGCUACAUCCAGAACUGUCCGCGAGGCGGGAAGCGCUCUUUUCCUGAUCUUCCACGACAGUGCAUGUCGUGUGGCCCCGGGGACAGGGGCCGCUGCUUUGGCCCCAAUAUCUGCUGUGGGGAGGGAAUGGGCUGUUACAUGGGCUCCCCAGAGGCAGCUGGUUGUGUGGAGGAGAACUACCUGCCCUCCCCCUGCGAGGCUGGAGGAAGAGUGUGUGGCUCUGAGGGAAGCUGUGCUGCAUCCGGAGUCUGCUGUGACUCAGAGAGUUGUGUGCUAGACCCAGACUGCCUAGAGGACAGUAAACGUCAGUCACCCAGCGAACAGAACGCUGCCUUAAUGGGUGGUUUGGCAGGAGACCUGCUGCGGAUCCUACAUGCCACCAGCAGAGGGAGACCUCAGUAACCAACCACUGCCCAUCCCUCACCUGAACACACCCAGAAUAGAGCUUAAAUUCACCAUUAAAUUUAUCAGCUCUACAUGAAUGUUUACUGUGUGCUCAGUAGCCUUCAGUAAGUUGUCAUUUCUAAUGCUUCAACUCAAAUAUGCAUUGUACAAUCUACUGGGGUGGAAGGGAUGUAAAUAUGUAGUUAAUAAAUAUUUUCUUGCACUAUUAAAA
This is a messenger RNA of Oncorhynchus tshawytscha (Chinook salmon), 779 nucleotides long. RefSeq names its product vasotocin-neurophysin VT 1. The transcript is spliced from 3 exons. Gene Ontology annotation, cellular component: extracellular region; secretory granule. Gene Ontology annotation, molecular function: neurohypophyseal hormone activity. Bases 104 to 565 code for a protein of 153 amino acids. The record is from RefSeq and is a predicted model, not a curated record. NCBI's taxonomy places the organism in Eukaryota, Metazoa, Chordata, Actinopteri, Salmoniformes, Salmonidae.